CUGUCUCUCUCUCUCUCUCUAAACUUUAUUCUUACACAGCGAGAGAGAGAGAGAGAGGGCUUUAAAUGCUUCACUGACUCGACUCGCGGUGGCCGGAAACUCACACUGUCACCGCGUUUCCUGGCGGGUUUUCCGGUAACGCUCGCACUUUGAGCUCUGCCACUUACAGAAGUGUGUUCCGACGAAUCUUUUUCUCCUUACGUUUGAGCUUUACUUCGUCCCCGUCUCCAGAUCGAAACCCCUGCUUCUCUCUAACCGCUGCGUUCCUGUCGCCUUCCACUCCGAGAAUUCGACUUUUGUUUCCUGUUUUCUUCCCUCUUUCUGUCAUGUUUUUGGCCUUUUGAAAAGGAUUUCCUACAUUGGGUUUUUGGAGCGUUUGUUUUGCUAAUGUGGCUGGCUGGUGGUGUGUUAGGAGCGUCUUUGUUUAUUAGUGUUCUGGGUUUUCCUCAUAUUUGUCUACUGGUCUAAAAUUCUAGCCGUUAAGAGCCAAAAAUGCAGAGUCAUAUAUAAACAUAAGCAUACGCACUUAUAGGUAUGUAUAUGUUUGUGGUUUGGCAAGCUUUACGAGUAGUUUAUGCUAUGAAAUGUGCUUCUUGAGGAUUAGCGGAGUUUAAGACUUAGUAUCCGUUUCAGCUGUUAUUUGAAAUCAUUGUAUGCGUUAUUAGGCUAUAUUCUUCUGAAAAGAGGAAAAUUUCUUUUUGUAGGGUUCCUUUAUAUCAGAAGAGAACAAGAAUUUUCUUUAUUGGGCUCCAUAAACCAGCCAAUGCCUUGAGAGAGUCUGCAUUUUACUAAUUUCUUGAAAAUGAGGAGUCUUCUUGGUGUUUUCUUUUUCAUCUUUUUAUCUCCGUUCUCAGUGAAAUCUUUGAGCCCUUCUCUAAAUGAUGAUGUUCUGGGGUUAAUUGUGUUCAAAGCUGAUAUUCGAGAUCCUGAUCAGAAAUUAAGUUCUUGGAAUGAAGAUGAUGAUAGCCCAUGUAAUAAUUGGAUUGGUGUAAAAUGCAACCCUAGAUCCAAUAGAGUGUCUGAACUUGUUCUUGACGGCUUUGGCCUCUCAGGAAAACUAGGAAGAGGCCUCCUUCAACUGCAGUCUCUGCAAAAGCUCUCACUUGCAAAAAACAAUCUUACUGGAAGCUUGAGCCUCAGCUUAGCUCAGCUGUCUGAUCUGAGGGUCCUGGACUUGAGUGAAAAUGGUUUAUGGGGGUCGAUAUCCAGUGAUUUCUUUAUGCAAUGUGGGUCUUUGAGAUCAAUUUCCUUGGCCAGAAACAAGUUUUCAGGCCCAAUUCCUGAGAGUUUAGGCUCGUGCUCCACUCUUACUUCACUUAACUUCUCUGGGAAUCAGUUCUUGGGGCUGUUGCCAUCUGCAAUAUGGUCAAUGCCUGCUCUUAAGUCACUUGAUUUGUCUGAUAACAUGUUGGAGGGUGAAAUUCCUCAGGACAUUGAAGGUUUGAAAAAUUUGAGGGUGAUUCGAUUGAGGAAUAAUAAGUUCACUGGUAAAGUUCCUGAUGGAAUUGGGAAUUGUUUGUUAUUAAGGUCAAUUGAUUUUAGCCAAAAUUUGCUUUCUGCUGGGCUUCCAAGCACAAUGCAGAAGCUUUCCUUGUGCAAUGUUCUACUUUUAGCUAGAAAUCUUUUCACCUGGGAGAUGCCUGAAUGGAUUGGAGAAAUGAGAAGCCUUGAGACCGUCGAUUUUUCCGAGAAUAACUUUACAGGACAACUUCCAGAUUCUUUAGGGAAGCUUCAGUCAUUGAAGAUUCUGAAUGUAUCUAAGAAUGCUCUCACUGGAAGCUUGCCUGAGACUAUGAGCAAUUGUAUUAACCUAGUGGCAUUUGAUAUUAGUCAUAAUUCUUUGACAGGUAAUCUUCCUUCUUGGCUGUUCAAACUUGGUUUAGAGCAAGUUCUGUUUUCAGACAACAGGUUAAGUGGGAGCAUCGAUGGUGCUUUUACCUCAUCGACGGACAACUCUCAGAAAAAGCUUGUGAUUCUGGAUGUCUCUCAAAAUGAUCUAUCUGGAGCAAUUCCAGCUGUUCUCGGGGAUUUUGGCAGCUUGCAGUUGUUAAAUAUGUCUAUGAAUUUUUGCUCCGGAGUUUGUGUAGCGGGCAUUGGGUCCACCCAUCCCAAAUCCACCCUUUGAUCAUAUUUUUUAUUAGAAAAAUUGAAAAAAUUAAGUAUUCUUGAUUUGAGUGAUAACCAAUUAAACGGCAGCAUUCCUUCGGAGCUGGGAGGACUCUCAUUCCUUGACGAAAUGAGACUUGAAAAGAACUCACUUGGGGGAGAGAUUCCUUUAUCAAUCGGGAAUUGCGCUUCACUUAAGUCCUUGUGUCUUGCUCAUAAUGAAAUAACUGGUUCGGUCCCUGCUUCCCUUGCAAAGCUCUCCAACCUUCAAAUCAUCGACCUCUGUUUCAACAAGCUGACCGGUACCCUACCAAAGCAGCUGGCAAAUCUUGUACGCCUUCAAUCAUUUAACAUUUCACACAACCAGCUAGAAGGUGAACUUCCAGCUGGUGGAUUUUUCAACACCAUUUCUCCAUCAUCUGUAUUGGGGAACCCAUCUCUCUGUGGGGCGGCAGUCAAUAGAAGUUGUCCCACUGUCCUUCCCAAACCAAUUGUGCUUAAUCCAAACUCUACUGAUGCCACUCCGGGUACCGUCCCUCAAACAUUUGGUCACGGGAAGAAAAUCCUCAGCAUUUCUGCACUGAUUGCCAUUGGUGCAGCUGCUGCAAUUGUCAUUGGUGUUAUUGCUAUCACUGUGCUUAAUCUUCGUGUACGUUCUUCCAUGUCUCGCUCCGCUGUGGCUCUUACCUUUUCUGGAGGUGAUGACUUUAGCCAUUCACCAUCCACUGAUGGGAAUUCGGGGAAACUCGUCAUGUUUUCAGGCGAUCCUGAUUUUAGCACUGGGGCACAAUCUCUUCUCAACAAAAAUUGUGAACUUGGGCGUGGGGGAUUUGGAUCUGUCUACCGGACUACACUUAAAGACGGACGCUCUAUUGCCAUAAAGAAGCUCACAGUUUCAAGUCUUGUCAAGUCCCAGGAAGAGUUUGAAAGGGAAGUCAAGAAAUUGGGGAAAGUUCGUCAUGUUAAUCUUGUGGCACUUGAUGGUUACUACUGGACUCCCUCAUUACAGCUUCUUAUUUAUGAAUAUGUCCCCGGUGGAAAUCUGUACAAGCAUCUUCAUGAAGGAUCUAGUGGAAACUACCUGUCAUGGAACGAAAGAUUUAACAUUAUUCUGGGAGCUGCUAAAGGCUUGGCUCAUUUGCACCAAAUGAAAGUAAUUCACUAUAACUUAAAAUCGAGUAACAUAUUGAUUGACAGCUCUGGGGAACCUAAGGUUGCAGAUUGUGGUUUAGCUCGUUUGCUACCAAUGUUAGACCGGUAUGUACUGAGCAGCAAAAUUCAGAGUGCUCUUGGAUACAUGGCACCUGAAUUUGCGUGCAAAACUGUCAAGAUAACAGAGAAAUGCGACGUCUAUGGGUUUGGCAUAUUGGUCUUGGAGAUAGUAACUGGGAAGAGGCCCGUCGAGUACAUGGAGGACGACGUGGUAGUGCUUUGUGACAUGGUUAGAGGAUCACUAGAAGAAGGCAAAGUGGAGGAAUGCGUUGACGACAGGCUGCAAGGGAAGUUUCCGGCUGAAGAGGCGAUUCCGGUGAUGAAGUUAGGCCUUAUCUGCACAUCACAAGUGCCUUCAAACCGGCCCGACAUGGCGGAAGUAGUUAACAUAUUGGAGCUGAUAAGAUGUCCUUCUGAAAGCCAGGACGAGUUGGGAGAUUUCAGCUGAAUGUUGGGGAGUUGAGGCAUAUGCAUUUUAACAAUGGCUGAAUCCGGUGAAGAAGAAUCGAGGAUUGGUUUACUGCCAACGGGGAAGUGAGAUUGAGUUGUUGGAAUUGUUUUGCUCCCAUUGAGUUUCUGUACUUUCUUCUCCAUUUUGAACUUUGUUUCUUGAUUCCUUUUCACCGGCUUCCGAUUUGGGACCUUGUUCAUAUAUUACUUGCAUCAUUUUACUUAUUUAUGUGGCCUUCUCAAUA
Molecule: messenger RNA, 4013 nt
Organism: Sesamum indicum (sesame)
Lineage: Eukaryota; Viridiplantae; Streptophyta; Magnoliopsida; Lamiales; Pedaliaceae
Biological process (GO): protein phosphorylation
Molecular function (GO): receptor serine/threonine kinase binding; ATP binding; protein kinase activity
Source: RefSeq, a predicted model, not a curated record